CUCUCUAAUCUUUGAGAAAACACACUGAAAGCACCAUUACUCUAUUCUUUGUCACCAGGCUCUUGCUACCCAGAAACUUCGCGAUGCAUAAUGCUUUUUGCAGGGAACUGUGAUCCAUAAUGCCAGAUCCCAUGAGGCGGACACGAUCCGCUAAACAUCAAUCCCCAAAGCGCCGCGCGGUGCAAAAGAAGUGUCAGAUUUGUCAGAAGUUACUCGAUUUACUCCAAUCUCCAGCUGAAAUCCGAGGGCAAUUGGAAAAUCACGUCACUAUCAGCGACUGGAAAGACCUAGUGGAAUCCAAAUGCCCGUUUCAUCCACAGUUUAUUGCGUCAGCUCUUAGACUUGAUCUCACACCUAGUGCGGUUGAGGAAAUCAGCAUCUCCUUACUUGGAUAUGGCGGGCACGACCACGUCCAGAUUCAAGGCAGCAUCAAGGUUCUUGGAAAGUCCAAACUAAUUGAAUCCGGGGAGCUUUACAUACUUCGUAAAGGUCCGAAUUCUCAACAACAGGGCAGUGCAAGGCUGGUGAAUCCCCUCUGGGUUGAUCAUGGUCUCCUCAGAAAAUGGAAAGAAAAAUGCCUCUCUUCACACGGCGAUGUGUGUGGUGUUGCACACAAGCAAACACAAUACAACGAUCAUAUCCGGCCUACAUGGGUCAUUGAUAUAUGGCGUCAAUGUCUCGUACACCCACCGCAAUUUCAACCAUACGUCGCUCUUAGCUACGUUUGGGGAGGGACUCCCAGCUUCAUGGCUCGACUGAGUAAUAUCGCACAGUUACAGAACUCAUUAGCACUAUCGAAUGGAAAGACUGAAGUACCAAUUCCCCGGACAAUCCGAGAUGCAAUGAGUUGCGUUGAACGACUUGGUGAACGAUACCUCUGGGUAGAUUCUUUAUGCAUCGUCCAAGAUGAUCCGGUACACAAGGAGACAGAAAUCGGCAGGAUGGCGUCUAUUUAUGCAAAUGCGCUUCUAACAAUCAUUGCUUCAGAUGGCACUGAUGCAAAUGACGGCCUUCCAGGACUUAGUGGCCUUACCGGGCCAAGGUCUGCAACCCAAGUGGUCCAUACUCUACGACCCGGCAUACAGGUUGUCGAAAACAUAAGUCAUGCAGAGAGUACAAAGUGGAAGACACGUGGAUGGACAUACCAAGAAAGCGUGUUCUCUCGAAGGCAGCUAUUUUUUGAGGGUAAUUGGGUGCGUUGGAUUUGCCAAGGCGCUAUUUGGCGUGAAGUUGGUGAAAAGCAUGGUCGACAAGGAGACAUGCAACUGGCACUGUCAAGGGCUAUCCCAGAUCCAUCACUGGUGCUGAAUAUGAUUGUCCAGUACAACAUGAGAGACUUGACAUAUCCCGAGGAUGCGCUUAAUGGGUUCGCCGGUAUCCUCAAUACCUUCACAACUAGCUUUGAUGGAGGCUUCAUCUCAGGACUGCCUGCUGCCAUGUUUUACCUGGCACUCCUCUGGGAACCCUUCGACAUUCUCACUCGCCGAGAAGCAAAAGGGCCCAGUGCAGACGUUUGCCUCCCUAGUUGGAGUUGGAUUGGUUGGAAAGGUGCACUGUCGGGAUUUGCGUGGUCUUCGGCAAUGGAUUUUGUCAGAUCUAGUUCAUCCAUGAAGGGAUCCCCAUUCUUCGACAGAGUCACGCCUCUUGUCAAGUGGCACUGGAGAAGUGUCUUGAAGGCACCCGAAGUUCCGAUCCAAGACACCUGGUUUCGGUAUAAGCAAAAUUAUGGUAUCGGGGGUCCGCGGAAACCGUGUCCCACUGGCUGGACUCGAUACAGCGCCGAAGUCGAACCAACCUCCCCAGGAAAAUUCAUUUUCUCAGGACCAGAGCCCACUAACUCACCAACAUGCUUUUAUAAGCAUGAUUCCGAGCCUGAGUCGGAGUUUUGGUAUCCCGUUCCCCUACCGGAUCCGUUGCAAGUUUCCAGCAGGCAAAUAGCUGCACCAUUUAUCUCAUGUCGAACGAGACGAGCAUGUGUGUAUGGAGGCGAAGUCAUCACACCACUGUAUAGAAGAGGUGGCAUAGUCAUUUCAGUUCGAGGCAACAAAUCAGAAUGGAUUGGCGCCAUUCGACUUCAAGAGCGGCUCCCAGGGCCUGAUGAAGACAACGUCAAAAGCCUUGUGGGCCAAAAGAUGGAGUUGGUUGAAGUUGCCUUAGGUCGCGUGCCAAGGGACGCUCGUACAUGGCUAGAACAUCAAGUGCUGGACGAAUGGGAUCACGAAGAGAGGCCAGGUCAGAAUGAGAUAUAUGAGUACUACCAUGUGUUUUGGAUUGAGUGGGAGGACGGUAUUGCGUAUAGAAAAGCUAUGGGCCGUGUUGAAAAGAAUUUGUGGGAGGCUCAGGCACGCGAGAACAUUGACUUGAUUCUUGGAUGAGGAAUAAAAGUACAUCAAACCCUUGACUGCUAUCCCCGAACAUCCUUCACCUCCUUUGUCCUUUCUGAAUCAGGUUGAUCUCCAGUGUUGACUGUUGUUUCGUGUUCGAUCAUCAUGAUGGACGCAUUUUCCGCGACAGGUCGGUGUCUUAUCCCUUUAAGGACCGUAUACAUGUCUCCAACUUCCAUCACAACAUCGUCUUGGCCCUCAAUCUCCAUCCGCAACUUGCCGCUCAGGAGAUAGAAGAUUUCGUCUGAGUUUGGGUGGGCGUGCCAGAUGAAUGCACCGUCGAUUUUGGCGACUUUGACGUGGUGGUCAUUUAUUGUGGCGACAAGUCGUGGGGACCAUGUCUCGGUGAAGGAAUCGAGAAGUGUGGGAAUAGAGGCCGGUUUAGACAUGGCGACGAAUUGGGUGGCUUAGAAGGAAAGGUGGAAAUUAGGCGUGAUCGGAUAUGCAAAAAUUGUCAUAGGUUGGAAUAGCACUCGGAUCA
Messenger RNA from Ilyonectria robusta, 2865 nucleotides. RefSeq names its product heterokaryon incompatibility protein-domain-containing protein. The record is from RefSeq and is a predicted model, not a curated record. Bases 120 to 2375 code for a protein of 751 amino acids. The transcript has 2 exons. Lineage: Eukaryota; Fungi; Ascomycota; Sordariomycetes; Hypocreales; Nectriaceae.